Micropterus salmoides (largemouth bass) is the source of this 2605-nucleotide messenger RNA. Its product is annotated as endonuclease domain-containing 1 protein-like. The record is from RefSeq and is a predicted model, not a curated record. The transcript has 3 exons. NCBI's taxonomy places the organism in Eukaryota, Metazoa, Chordata, Actinopteri, Centrarchiformes, Centrarchidae. Gene Ontology annotation, molecular function: hydrolase activity; metal ion binding; nucleic acid binding. The coding region runs from base 283 to 1209 and encodes 308 amino acids.
GUUGCUGUUCUGAUGUCCAUAGAUUAAACUUUUUAUAUUUGAUCUUUAUUUCUUGAUAGAAAUUUUCUAAGAAGACCUAGAGAAGGAAGUUUUUGUUACCAGCAUUCGUAGCAGCUAAUGGCUGACUGUCAAAUUUUGUUAAUUCAUUUUAGAUUUGUUCUGCUUUAAAUUGAAACCGAUUGUUAUUCUGCAAUCAAAAGACAGUUCCUGUAAGACUCUUCUCCAAACGCCGGCUGCCACAGCCUCUCAUCUAAAGACACACAGUAUUUGACGAGGACAUCCAUGAAGAUGUGGUAUCUCUUCUUCCUAGCUGCCUUCUUGCCCAUUGUUCCCACAGUGGCUGAAGUUGUUGAGUCGGUGUCCGACUGUGACCAGUUUCUCCUUGAAGCAAAGCCACCACAUGUCCCACGCAUCUUGGAGAGCGGGAACAUUCUGAACCAGAACCGAUACAAAUUCAUUUGCCAGACUUUGGAAGAUGAGAAAAUGUUUUUGACGCUGUAUGACACCAAGAACAGGAUUCCAGUGUAUUCUGCUUUAAAGUACAGGGGGUCAAAAGACACGGGACGACAAAAGACCCCUUGGAAGAUAGAGCCACAGCUUGAGAACAAAAAUGACAAGAACAAGAACAUGUUGGAUGUAGACAGAGACAGGACCUACAACAACCAGGCUGGGUACAAGGAUUACAAAGACCGAAGCUUUACCAGGGGCCAUUUAAUUGCAAACUCUUAUGGGUUCAGCAAAUCUGUCAAAAUGUCCACCUUUACUCUAACCAACAUCGUUCCACAGGAAGAAACAUUCAACGGCGGAAGCUGGAACAGAAUGGAGCAGUGCAUCAAAUGUGUUAUGGACAAAUACUGCACCAACAAGGAGGGUGUGACUGAAGCCUAUGUGGUAACUGGAGCUCAACCCAGCACCACAAACAUCCUUAAUAACAGGGUUAAUAUUCCCUCCAAGCUCUGGUCAGCAUUCUGCUGCUUCUCCAAAAAGAAGAAAUGGAUCGCAGGCGCGUACUGGGGUGACAAUGUUCCUGAUGAACCUAAACACAAAUAUCUGCACACUAUCACUCUGGAAAAACUCCAGGAAGAACUGAAGAUAGUAGCCUUUCCUGAAACGCAAUGUCCUCUCCAAACAACCAUUAGUAAGUUUUACAAAAACCAAGCAAAAGACUGCCAAUGCCAAAGAACCACCACUUCUUCCCCUCCCACUUAAAUUCUGCCCCUUUCUCACCCACAUCUGUAUGCACAUCUACAUCCAACGCAUUCUCAUCUCAGUGCAUCAUAACUGAUGCUUUCAGACAGCAUGACAUUGCAUGAGUAUUAUACGCUAAAGGUACCCUUCAGCGUCCUUAUGAAACGCCACCGCUACAUUGCAGCACCAUAACCCUACCUGCUAGCUGUAGGGUUAGCCAUUGUGGUAAGGGUAAGGUUGUGGUAAGGGUAGGGGGCUUCAGAGGACUGUAAACACCUUUAAAGCAAACGUAGCUAGCAAGCAAGUACUUCCGGUCUGUGCGGGUGACUGAAAGAGUACCUUUAGCGUCAAAUGACCAUGUUUUGUCACUUUUUCUGAAAGCUUUGGUAUUGGACACCCUGAGAAGAGAAUGGGCUGCUACAUCCGUACUCACAUUCUACCUGUUUGAGCAAACUGGUGAAAAAUUGAGACACCCAAAGCCUUCAAUGUGUGAUUAUUCAAUUGUGUGUAAUAUUAGAUAAAACUUUCAAAAUUGAUCAGCAGCUUUAAGAUCAAAAGAUGAGUAUGAGACAAGAGUUCAGGAUUUCAGCUUUUAUUUCCUGAUAUUAACAUCUAGAUGUGUUAAACAACAACAAGACAUAUUACCCUUUGUUUGAACCCACCACGUAUGUGCUAAACAUUUAACCUUAGAUGUUACAUGAAUCUGGUCCCUGGAGCACAGGUUUUUAUCAGCUGGUAAUUUUUAAUGCACAUAUAAGAGUGCAAGUUGCAACUACUAUUAACAAUAAUGGAUACUACUACUACUACUAGGAUUAACAACAAACAUUUGUGCAGAUCUCUCAACAACACACAUUUAGCACAGAAUAUUAUUAACUUAACAGUGAGCAUACAAAAAAUGGUCCACAACUUCUCAAGUACACUUAUCUUCCAAAACCAUUGUCAAACUUAGGUUAUGCACUGUAUCUGCUUAAAUACGUGACAAAGCAUCUCUCUCUCUCUCUCUCUCUCUCACAUACACACACACACACACACACACAUAGAGUGCCUAAGUUAUCUCUUCUGCUGUAUUCAUUGAUCCGUGAUUGUGCUACUUUCACUUACCAGGCAACAUUAAAAUAGCCUUAGCAUCAUUUUCUGUAGUUUCUGUAACGUUAAUGCUUGUGUCAUCUGUUGCAGCUGCAGCCCAGAGCAACAGGAGUUUCAGAAACAACAAAAGAGUGUAGUUUCAGUUGGCUUACGUUACAUUACUUACUACAUUAUAUGAUCUGAAAGACUUUUACAUCCCUAUUGGUCUCCAGAUAAUUGCUGAACCAUCCACAGAAUGCCAAACUGUGCAGUGUAAAUCAGUGUAAUAUCCAUCUAGCUUAAGGCCAUCAAUCAUUAAUUAAUAUCUUUUGAAUAAAAUAUAUUAAGAUUC